ACCAGAGGUUCUUGAUAAACUUUGCAACAUCAUCUUCUCAGCCAUGAAGCUUCGUCUCAACGAAAUUCUUCACCAUGUUCAUAUCAAAAGAGCUCUUCUGAUUCCAUUCUUUCUGUUUCUAGUUCUGAUCCCUCUUCCUUUCAUUAAGAACUACUCACACCAGUCUUCUUCUUCUUCCUCCUCCUCUUCCUCUGAGAUGAGAAAAACCAGUAGUGAUUUGCAGAAAAGCAGCAGUGAUGAGAUGAUGAUGAAGAGAUGCGAUGUGUUUUCUGGGAAAUGGGUUCCAAAUCCAAGAGGGCCUUAUUACGAUGAUCGAACGUGUAAUUCAAUAAUAGAUCAGCAAAACUGCAUCAAGUCUGGGAGACCUGACAGAGAGUAUCUGAAAUGGAGAUGGAGACCUGAUGAAUGUGAGCUUCCAUUGUUUAAUGCAGCUCUGUUCUUGAAGCUUGUCAGAGGAAAAUCCAUGGCUUUUGUUGGAGACUCAGUGGGAAGGAACCAGAUGGAGUCUUUGUUGUGCCUCAUAAGCAGAGUGGCGCACCCUGAGGAUAUUUCCCUGAGGGAAACAUCAGACACAAGAUAUUUCAGAAGAUACUUCUAUGCUAAAUACAAUUUCACUCUCACAGUUCUGUGGGCCCCAUAUCUGGUGACCACGAGAGAUGCUAAAGACACAGUUCAUUCUUACAACAGCCUCAUGAACCUGUAUUUAGAUGAGCCAGAUAAAGCUUGGGCCAAUGAGAUCAAAACUUACAACUAUGUCAUCUUCUCAGCUGGCCACUGGUUCUUUCGUCCAAUACUUUACCAUGAAAAAGGUCACAUAGUUGGAUGUACCAGCUGCAACAUGAACAACAUAACAGACCUAACAAGCUAUUAUGGCUACAAAAUGGCAUUCAGAACAGCAUUUAGGACACUUCUGAACCUUGAAGGCUAUGAGGGGGUGACUAUUUUGAGGACAUUUUCUCCUCCUCACUUCGAGAACGGCCAGUGGAACACAGGAGGGAGUUGUCCGAGGACAAAGCCGUUUAAGGAGGGGGAGGUGAAGCUAGAGUGGUAUGCUCAGGAAAUGUAUUUGAGUCAGGUGGUGGAGUUUAGAGCAGCAGAGAGAGAAGGGAGAAAGAAGGGUUUGAGGUUUUGGUUGAUGGACAUAACUGAGUUGAUGUUAAUGAGACCUGAUGGGCAUCCUAGCAAGUAUGGACGUUCAAGGGAUAACAAUGUGACUGUUAAUGACUGUGUUCACUGGUGUGUGCCUGGCCCUGUUGAUACGUGGAAUGAGUUUUUGCUCUAUAUCAUGAGAAUGGACAGUCUGAAAUCCUCCUCUAGUUCAAUGUUGUAGAUAUUUUUAAACAAGAUUAAGUUCUAAAAUGUGAGAUAUAUUCCGUUUUGUUCUCAACCAGUUUUAGGCUGAAUUGGUUUUUUUUUGGGGGGGGGGGGGAAUAGUAUUCUCUGUUCUUCAUGUUGGAUUCUGGAACAUAAUGCCAAGAAAUAUAUAUAUAUCAUAGUAUAUCUUAUGUGAUCA
Neltuma alba is the source of this 1513-nucleotide messenger RNA. RefSeq names its product protein trichome birefringence-like 20. The record is from RefSeq and is a predicted model, not a curated record. The coding region runs from base 44 to 1330 and encodes 428 amino acids. Gene Ontology annotation, cellular component: Golgi apparatus. Gene Ontology annotation, molecular function: O-acetyltransferase activity. NCBI's taxonomy places the organism in Eukaryota, Viridiplantae, Streptophyta, Magnoliopsida, Fabales, Fabaceae. The transcript is spliced from 2 exons.